Messenger RNA from Cotesia glomerata, 628 nucleotides. It is a transcript of the gene mRpL14, whose product is annotated as 39S ribosomal protein L14, mitochondrial. The transcript is spliced from 3 exons. Gene Ontology annotation, molecular function: structural constituent of ribosome. The record is from RefSeq and is a predicted model, not a curated record. Gene Ontology annotation, cellular component: mitochondrion; ribosome. Gene Ontology annotation, biological process: translation. Lineage: Eukaryota; Metazoa; Arthropoda; Insecta; Hymenoptera; Braconidae. The coding region runs from base 118 to 552 and encodes 144 amino acids.
GCGCAUUAUCAAUGUAAACUUUCAUACUUUCUUUUAAGAUAACCUUAUACUAUUUUAUUUCUAUUGUUAUUCUAGAAUUAUUAUUAUUUAUUAUUAUUGAGACAAUUAACAAAAACAAUGGCAUUACGUGGAUUGGUUAUCGCACGUAAUAUUCAUAUGACAACUAUUAAUAAUGAAAUUCGUAAAAUGGCACGAUUGAGAGUUGUUGAUAAUAGUGACAUAGGUAAGAGAGCUAUGUUGGAAGGUAAACCACCAAAAUGUAUUCACGUUUACAAUAAAAGUUUGGUUGGCUAUAUAGGUGAUCGUGUUUUGGUAGCAAUAAGAGGUGAAAUGAAAAAAGGAAUUUUAGUAGGCUUGAGGCAAACACAAAACCCUAAAGUACCAAGAUUUGAUAGUAAUAAUGUUGUAUUGAUUGAUGAUAAUGGUACCCCACUUGGCACACGUAUCCAUGUACCGAUACCACUUAUUUUAAGGACAAUACUCAAACAAAAAACACAUUCUAAGGGUGCUGAUUAUACCAAACUAUUGGCGAUUGCUCCAAAAUUUGUAUAAAAUAGACUUGAGUGUCAAUAAAUUAUUAAAACACAAGUUGUAUUGUUUGUAAGUAAUAAAGUAAAAUUUUUCAUUC